Brassica oleracea var. oleracea is the source of this 603-nucleotide messenger RNA. RefSeq lists its product as uncharacterized. The record is from RefSeq and is a predicted model, not a curated record. The transcript has a single exon. Bases 1 to 603 code for a protein of 200 amino acids. NCBI's taxonomy places the organism in Eukaryota, Viridiplantae, Streptophyta, Magnoliopsida, Brassicales, Brassicaceae.
AUGAAUAAGGGUAAUAAUCUUGAUCCCUUAAACUGGAAAAAAUGUGUGUGGAACAUCAAGUGCUCGCCCAAGUUGCAGCACUUUCUGUGGAAUGUAAAAUCAAACGCACUUGAUGUGGGGGAGACACUAAGCAAAUGUGGGAUCCAAACUGAGGGGAAAUGCAAAAGGUGUGGAGCUAGUGAAUCAAUACUUCAUGUGAUAAUAUUAUGCCCUUAUGCACAAAGAGUGUGGAAACUAGCAUCAAUCUUAACACCUCCCAGUACCAGUAGUGAUGCAUCUAUGGCGGAGAUACUACAAGCAUGCACUAAGAUGAUUAAUCUACCUCCCACAGGUCUGGUAACUCUCCUGUACCCAUGGAUUUUCUGGGUAUUGUGGACUAGUAGGAACCAGUUGAUGUUCGAGGAUAAGUCUUUCUCGGAAACAGAGACGAUGCUCAAGGCAAUAAAGGCGACAGUGGAAUGGCAAGAGGCGAUCAAACUCCCUACCGCGACUAAGCUCCCUACAAAGAAAUCAAACUAUGUUUCUAUUAAAGACUGUUCACUGAUGAACUUAAAUCCGCAGAUAUCAAUUAAUGCCUCAGCACUGUAUUCGGAUGCGGCUUAG